This is a messenger RNA of Amblyraja radiata (thorny skate), 5701 nucleotides long. RefSeq names its product synaptotagmin-16. NCBI's taxonomy places the organism in Eukaryota, Metazoa, Chordata, Chondrichthyes, Rajiformes, Rajidae. The coding region runs from base 495 to 2507 and encodes 670 amino acids. The transcript is spliced from 9 exons. Gene Ontology annotation, molecular function: phospholipid binding. The record is from RefSeq and is a predicted model, not a curated record.
AGCCACACCUAAAGUUUCAGGAAGUUUAUUUUUUUUCUCUAAAGAGCCAGGAACAUCUUGGGCUGGAAACAAAUCCCACCAGCACAGUGAGGGAAGACCAUGUUUACUGUGUGUUCCUCUCGCUCUGUGAGCUGAGGGGCGAGGGGGCUGUGUGAAUGGAGUCCAGCUUUACUUUAAGGGAAAAUUUAAUGGGCAAUUAAUGUGCAAAGGAAGCAGUGUGUUGCAAGCCAGGCUGAGUCACACCAGAAGCCAUUGGGUUUUUGUCUGCAGUUGGAGUCUUUGUUGUCUUGUUGGCAGUUCUGUUCCUCUUCAUCAACAAAAAACUGUGCUUUGAGAAAAUUGGAGGCCUCCCAUGCCUUGAACUGAAGCGAGAAAGGAAGCGGGUACUCGAGAAAGCUGGAAUCCACAAGGGCCUCGUUCACACGAAAGUAACCGUUGACACACAUUAAAACAUUGGGACCACUGGUGAUGAAGGAGUGUGCUUUUUACUAGUUAUGGCUUCGGAAGAAAUUUCAAAGAAGGAUCCCACCACACAGUCUCUCUCAUCAUGGAUGUCUCAGAUGUCUGAAUCAUUCCAACAAGCUGGGAGCUCCAUUUCCACUGCAUUUCUAAAGCUAAAUCUUCACCAAGGUGCACCUAAUCAGACAUUGAACACUGGGCCACCAGGCUCCUCAACAAAAGCAGAGCAAGAGAGUCAGGAGCAUCAUUCUGUCCAGGUAACGGAUCCAGUUUUAAGUGCUGCUGACGAUGAACAAAAAUGUGCAGAACGUGAUUUACACGCAGCGUCGAGCGAUGAGUUGCAAACUUUGGAUUACCAGAACACUGAGGUAGGAACAUAUUCUAUUGAUGUUGAGACAAAUCAAAGUUUGCAAGAUGAAAACUUAAGGUUAUGCAAUGGAUUAGAUUCAACGGCUGGAAAGGACAUUGUGUAUACCGAAAUGGAUGCUUAUGACUCAGAAUCUUCUAGUGAUCUGGCUGCCAUUCCAGAAGAAAUUGAGAAGGUAAACGAUCAGGAUGGAUCCAGUCACAUCUAUGUCGAUAUUAUACCUGAACCAGUAUAUGAUGAUGUUGGAAAUUAUAUGGAAAAUAAGCCAGUGGACAGUUAUGGGGAUGAUCAGGAGCUGACGACAUCCACAGACAGCGAUGAAGAUGUGAUCAAGCAGUUUGAAUUCUCUGUGUCGAGGUCCCAGAGUUUCCGAUCGACAGUGUCAGAGAAGGUGACACGGGCGGGUUUAGAGCGUAGGCAGAAAUUUAAUCGUUUACCUUCAAAUCGUGAAGAGUUCAGCAGCGAGGCCUCUGACGUUGAAGAUAAACAGAAUCAGUUUAGCUUCCAAGAUAAUUGCUCUAAUGAAGAAGAUGCAUUGUCUAUGAUCUCAGCCGCUGGAUUUGAGGAUGGAGCCGAACAUCCAAAGACCUCUGAUGAAGCAGCUGGAUUUCCAGUCAAUAACGACAGGGUGCAGCAAACAGAGCCUCCUCCGGAUCAAGAGUCGAACUUUGAUAACCAGGCCUAUGAUGGAAAUGACCAGACUGAUAGUUCCCCGGCUUGGACUCCAGAGGAGGCAGAUGACAAGCCUGCAGCCCCUCAACAGCAGCAGGAGCCAACUGGACCAAUUUCAAAAUGUGGAGACCUCUUCGUCAUUUUCAAUUACAAACCCUCCGACCACAAACUGGACGUCACGAUAAUCACUGCGAAAGACAUCCCAGCCAAGGACAGGAGUGGAGCGAGCUCAUGGCAGGUACAUGCAGUCCUCCUGCCCAGCAAGAAGCAACGCUCCAAAACCAACAUCCAGCGGGGAAAAGAGCCCGUCUUCAACGAGACCUUAAGGUUUCACAAGUUGCCGCCAGAGGAGCUCCAUUGUUCUGCUCUGCGGUUCCGGCUGUAUGCCGUGAGGAAGAUGAAUCGGGUGAGAAUGAUGGGAGAGAAAGUGUUUCACCUCAAGAAUCUGAAUCAAGAGGGGGAAAUGGAAGUGCCCCUACUCCUGGAGCCAAGGAGUAACAUGAGUGGUGGAGAUUCACAGAUCAGCCUGUCUGCCUUCUCUCACAGCGACAGUGCUUCAUCAACACAAUCUCUCUCACAUGGUGGAGUUCCAGAACUACUUGUUGGCUUAUCGUACAACGCCACAACAGGACGGCUCUCUGUCGAAGUGAUCAAAGGUAGUCACUUUCGAAACUUGGCUCUCAACAGGCCGCCCGACACUUAUGCAAAACUCUCUCUCCUCAACUCAGUUGGGCAGGAGAUGUCCCGGUGCAAGACCUCAAUUCGACGUGGUCAGCCUAACCCAGUCUACAAGGAGACUUUCAUCUUUCAGGUCGCCCUUUUCCAGCUCUCGGAAGUCACGUUGAUGGUCUCGAUUUACAACCGGCGCAGUAUGAAGCGCAAGGAAAUGAUCGGAUGGAUUUCCAUGGGUCAGAACAGCAGCGGGGAAGAGGAACAAAAUCACUGGCUGGAGAUGAAGGAAUGUCAGAGCCACCAGAUGUGCAGAUGGCACACACUACUGGAAUCUUAAACCUGUUUCAGUUCAAUAAAGGACAGCUUUCGAGACCUUUUACCUGUGCAACAGGGUCUGUUGCGUUGCAAUGUUCAAACUCAUUGCUCAAACCGUAACUUUGCGAAUAAUCCAAGAAUUUAUUAUGUAUAGCAGAUUGCUUUCCGAGCAUGAGAAAUUCUUACAGAGAUUUAAAAGCUAUUUACGAGAGUUAAGUGCCUGUGGAGGAGCUAUGUCACUGAAAUAUAAUAACAUUAACAAAUCAGUAUUUAGGAUGAACAUGUAGUACAGAGGAACUGUUGCUAUAGAUGUAAGUGCAUGUUACAUUAACUCUUUAAUUGAUCAUUAGUUAGUGCCAAGCCAUGCAUGCAAAAAUAAUCUGGUUCUUUAUUUUCUUCCAGUGAAAGAUAAGCAAUCUAUAAUUUGUUGACAAAUGCAAAUACUAAAUAACACUGAUUUUAUUUUAAAAGAAAAAAAAUAUGCUUUACAAUAAUAAAAACAAACAAUGCAGAAUGAAGCAUCCCACUAGGAAUACUGUAUCAGAGUCUAGAAUACCCAAAGCAGGCAUGAUGAAAACUGGCUGUGAUGCAGCUUUGAAUCAUUACAGUGUUUACAGAUCACUAUACAUCACUACUUGUCACCUGAAGCAGCUCUCUGCAAAUUGUAUGUUAUUUGCUGUUGUCGCCAGUGCUAAACAUUAGAUUAUCACAUUUUUAUGGCUUUUGAUGAUUCAACUCCCAGUACUGCAUAAAUAAACACUGUUGUGCUUGCCAUCAGACUCAUUUGAAAGUAAAACACGGCUCUUUCUGAGAUGAAUGUCAAGAUGAGAUAAAUCCAAAAGGCGUUUCUAUUUUAUGUAGAUUCAACCAACAACGCAUAAAUUUACUCCUCUACUUUGCAAUUUUCUUCAGUCUGACUGGAGAUGACAAAAGACUUUGCCUAUGCAAAACUAUGGUAGGAAUACAAUACUACUGUAGGAAUGGUGUCCUUGAGUCAUAGCGUGAAAACAGACCCUUUGGCCCAACUUUCUCAUGCCGAACAAUAUGCCCCAUCUGCAUUAGUCUCGCCUGCCUGCGUUUGGUCCAUAUCCCUUUAAACCUAUUCUAUCCAUGUACCUUAACCCCGAUACUUUAAGUGUGGCCUCACCAAUAUCUUGUACAACUGUAAUAUGACCUCCCAAUAUGUGUAGGAAGGAACUGCAGAUGCUGGUUUACUCAAUACUUUAUACACAAUGCUCUGACUGAUGACUUUCAAGGAACUAUGUGCCUGCACUCCUAGAUCUCUCUGCUUUACAACACUCCCCAGAGCCCUGCCACUCACUGUGUAGUUCCAGCCCUAGUUUGACUUUCCAAAUUGUAGCACCUUGCACUUCUCUGUAUUAAGCUCCAUUAACCAUUAUUCAGCCCGGCUGUUCAACCGAUCAAGAUCCUGUUGUUAUUUUUCACAACCAACUUCGCUAUCUACUAUACCACCCAUUUUAGUGUCAUCUGCAAACUUAGUAAUCAUGCCUUGUACAUUCUCAUCUAAAUCAUUAACAUCGAUGACAAACAGCAAUGGGCCCAGCACUGAACCAUGAGGCACAUCACUAGUCACAGGCCCCCAGACCAUAAAUCAAUCAUCCACCAUCAUCCCCUGCUUCCUUCCAUGAAGCCAAUUUUCUAUCCAGUCAGCUAGCUCUCAUUGGAUCCCAUGCAAUCUAACCUUCCAGAACAGAACAUUGUCAAAUGUCUUGCUGAAAUCCAUAUAUAUGAUGUCUAUGGCACUGCCCUCAUCAACUGUUUUGGUCACAUCCUCAAAAAGCUCAAUCAGAUUUGUGAGACAAGAUCUCCCAUUACAAAAUCAUGCUAACCAUCCAUAAUCAGCUCCCGCUCAUCUAAAUGCAUGUUUAUCUUAUCCAUUAGAAUACUCUCUAGUAACUUUCCAAGCACAGAUGUUAGAUUCACUGGCUUGUAGUUCCCAGGCUUUUUACUGCUGCCCUUCUUAAAUAGAGACACAAUAUUUGCCACCCUUCAGUCUGCUGGCACCUCACUCAUAUUUGAUGAUAACUCAUAAAUCUCAACCAGAGCACCUGCAAUUUUCUCUCUAGCUUUCCACUCUGUCCUCAGAUAUAUCUGGUCAGGCACGGAGGAUUUGUCUACUUUCAUGCCCAUUAGGACCUCCAGCACCUCUUUGACCGUAAUACUGACUGCCUUCAGGACACUUCCAUUGACUGCCCCCUGUUCCCUAGUCCUCAUGCCUUUCUCCACGGUAAUAACAGAGGAGAAAUACUCAUGGAGGACCUUGCCCAUCUCCUGUGGCUCCAUACAGAGUUGAACGUGCUGAUUCCUGAGGGGCCCCAUUCUUUUUCCAGUUACCUUUUUUCCCCUAAUAUGUUUAUAAAAUCUCUUGGGAUUAUCCUUAAUACCAUCUGCUGGAGCUAUCUCCUGUCCCCUUUUUACCUCCCGAUUUCUUUUUUAACUUGCUCCUCAGCUCCUGAAACUCCUCCAGGGAUGCACUUGAUCCCGGAUGUUUAUACUGCUUACCUGCCCCUUGCCUCCUUCUUAUUCUUGACCAGAGCCUUAUUUCACUCAUCACAAUACAGUUGAAUUCAGAAAGUUUAGGUCAUUUGGCUAAACACAAGUCUGUUAGGUUCACAAUGCACAUGUCUUGAGAAUGGCUUCACCUUGCGCUAAUACAUCUUUCAAACAAUUACAAUCAACAGGAGACCAAUGACUUUACAACAAUGCUAAUGCUGAAACAGUCUGAAGUGUGGAAACAGUCUAUUUGGUCUAUCAGUUUUGUACCUUGUGUUUUUCUUCAUGUGAACUGUGGUAGUCAAUUUUCUGGCAUUUAACACACUUAUUUCUCAAGCAGUUAUUUGAUUUCUUUGAAAAAAUGGUGAACUUUGCUUCAAAAUAACUUUUAGGGAUGUUUCAGUCUCAUGAAGAGUAAAAGCCCAAAACGUCUGGCCAUUUCCUCCACAAAUGCUGCUUAACCUGCUGAAUUCGUCCAGCACUUUUUAUUUUGUGAGAGAGUUGUUUGAUUCCAGUAAAGAAUAAAUUGUGUCUCUUCUAUCACAUUGCAUUGUCCACAUUGUUGCCGCCCCCUUUUCUGCUCUUCCGAGUUUCUACAUUUUCUCUUCACUGUUUCUCUCAAUCUGUAUGCUCAUGAUGUCAUUGUCAAUGAACACAAAUGAAAUUUUCAUGCUUUUGUAAAUAAAAGUUGUUGUGAUGGAU